UUAGGUUUUCCGAGAUUUAGGGCUAGGGCUUUACGGCGGCUGUGGUUGUGCGUGUAGCGAUGGCGCCUGCGACGAAGAAGGGCGCGGCGGGAGCGACAUCCAAGGGGAAGAAGAAGGCGACCUUCACGAUCGACUGCGGCAAGCCCGUGGAGGACAAGAUCAUGGAGAUCGCCUCUUUCGAGAAGUUCCUCCAGGACCGGAUCAAGGUAGGGGGCAAGACGGGUGUCCUGGGCGAUACUGUGACCAUCACCAGGGAGCGCAACAAGAUCAGCGUCACAUCCGAGAAUGCAUUCUCCAAGAGGUACUUGAAGUACUUGACCAAGAAAUACCUCAAGAAGCACAACGUGAGGGAUUGGCUGCGAGUGAUCGCGUCCAACACUGACCGCAGCGUCUACGAGCUCCGAUACUUCAACAUCGCCGAGAACGCGGCCGACGAGGAGGACUGAUUCAUCGAUGCAAGGAAGAAGAAUUCACCCCUUUUGUUUUUGUGUAUUGCAAGCGUUCUAAACGGAAGUUUUACCUCUUAAGUUCCUCCUA
Selaginella moellendorffii is the source of this 537-nucleotide messenger RNA. Its product is annotated as 60S ribosomal protein L22-3. Gene Ontology annotation, biological process: cytoplasmic translation. Gene Ontology annotation, molecular function: RNA binding; structural constituent of ribosome. The record is from RefSeq and is a predicted model, not a curated record. Bases 60 to 446 code for a protein of 128 amino acids. Gene Ontology annotation, cellular component: ribosome. The transcript has 2 exons. Lineage: Eukaryota; Viridiplantae; Streptophyta; Lycopodiopsida; Selaginellales; Selaginellaceae.